AUUAUAAACCAAACAUAUUAGGAAUGGUUACUUCACUCUUCUUGAUGUUAUGCUCACUAUCACAGAGCACCGCACUGGCGCACCAUCGUAAUGAAUAUUCAGUUCCCAAAGUAAAAGAAAUAAAGAAACUCUCCGACCGACUUUUGAGCAAUUAUAGCAAACAUAUCUUGCCGUUUGAGGGACCAUGGCCGUUUGUUAUAGAUAUACAUGUAUAUCUUGUCGCAGUUGGAGAUAUAGAUGAAAUUGACCAAAAACUGUCAACUGUAAUGGGGCUUGAAUACGAGGACUCGAUAAUUUACGACUCGAAGGGAUUGGCAUUUUUUGAUGAAAUGAUGAUCACGAGGACAACAUGCAACCUCGACAUGAGCUUCUAUCCAUUUGAUGUUCACACUUGCGAUAUAAAACUGAGCAUCGUUGGAAACAGCAAGUUUCAUUUCCAUUUAAAAACUUCUUGGAAGGAUUUAAUUUCACAUUCAGUUUCUGAGCAUGGCCCUUGGAGACUAAUUGAAGCGAGCAAAUCUUCGUUUUAUGGAACUUUAAAAAUUGUUAUGACAUUUGAAAGAAAAUCCUUAUUCAUUAUGUUGCAUAUUUUACUGCCUAUAAUUUCGAUUGCUAUUUUAACACCUACCGUAUUUGUCUUGCCGAAAAAGUCCGGAGAAAGGCUCGGUUUUUCAGUGACUAUGUUAUUAGCAGUAUCUGUAUAUACGACAAUAGUCAGUUACCAUCUUCCGCAAAAGGCAGAGUCUUUGCCACUUAUUUUGAUCCUGGUGUGUAUAUGGUACGUUAUGGACGCUGUUAUCGUGUUUAUUGUCAUUCUCAAUACAAAAAUCUACAAAUUAAAAAACGAUGGUUUUUUGCCCUAUGAGUGUGAGAAGGUUCGUGCACAUUACACACGUAAUAAUUUGCCGUAAUAAAAAGCAUGCUGUCAGAGUUGAACAGCCAGUAGUUGAACAAAAGAGUGCCGAAAGUGAAAACAAUGAUGCUGCAGAAAAGGCUGAACAAAUUCGAGAAGCCAAUAAAGAGCAGAAAGCCAAAUCAAGCAACGUCGACCGUGAUGAUGUUACAUGGCAGGACCUUAGCCAUUGUAUAGAUAGAUGGUGCUUUGUCAUAAGUUAUUUCAUAAAAAUUUUACUUCCUAUUGUAUUCAUGACGGUCAUGAAGGCUAAGAGUUGAAUACAUGAUAGAAAUGUAAUAAACAUGUAAACAGGA
This is a messenger RNA of Mercenaria mercenaria, 1209 nucleotides long. RefSeq names its product acetylcholine receptor subunit delta-like. The transcript is spliced from 3 exons. Gene Ontology annotation, cellular component: acetylcholine-gated channel complex; synapse; neuron projection. The coding region runs from base 24 to 911 and encodes 295 amino acids. Lineage: Eukaryota; Metazoa; Mollusca; Bivalvia; Venerida; Veneridae. The record is from RefSeq and is a predicted model, not a curated record. Gene Ontology annotation, molecular function: extracellular ligand-gated monoatomic ion channel activity; acetylcholine binding; acetylcholine receptor activity. Gene Ontology annotation, biological process: synaptic transmission, cholinergic; regulation of membrane potential; signal transduction.